This is a messenger RNA of Conger conger (European conger), 4664 nucleotides long. RefSeq names its product kinesin-like protein KIF2A. The transcript has 21 exons. Gene Ontology annotation, biological process: microtubule-based movement. Gene Ontology annotation, molecular function: ATP binding; microtubule motor activity; microtubule binding. The coding region runs from base 221 to 2416 and encodes 731 amino acids. The record is from RefSeq and is a predicted model, not a curated record. Lineage: Eukaryota; Metazoa; Chordata; Actinopteri; Anguilliformes; Congridae.
CUACAUUACCUCACAUCUUAUCAAUCAGAACUAACGUAGCUAACGAACUAGCAAUGUACAACUUUGGGUAGAUACGUUUUGAUUAUAUCCAGCUCACGGCAGUAACAGACCAGCUGAACAUUCUUCAACAACCCGAAUAGAUAUUUGACUAUAGUAGCUAAUGAAUGCUUUCGCUAAAAUGGGACACUUUUAGGCAGUUGACGGCCGGAUACACCAGGCGAUGGUCACCUCCAUGAACGAGGAGAACGAGAGCGUGACGGUGGAGUGGUUCGAGAAUGGAGACACCAAAGGGAAAGAGAUCGACCUGGAGAGCAUAUUCUCCCUGAACCCUAAUGUGGCCCCCGACGAGGAGAUCGCCAUCACGCCCGAGACCCCGCCCCCUCCCGCUCAGAGUGCCACCAAGGUGCCCCGCAUCGCCAAGAACCGCCGGACCAUCGCUCCCCCCAAGAACGAGACCCCUGCCAGAGAAGCCCGAGCAGCGCCCGUGCGGGCCCGGCCCGACCCCCCCGCCCCGCCGCCCCCCGCGCAGCCCGUGCAGCCGCCCCCGUCUGCGCAGACGCAGGCCCAGGCCCAGCAGAACGGUAGUGUCACCGCCCGGACCGCACAGACCCCAGCAGCACUCGGGGCCCACCGAGUCUCCUCGCGGAGGAAAUCGAACUGCGUCAAGGAGGUGGAGAAGCUCCAGGAGAAGAGGGAGAGGAGGAGGCUGCAACAGCAGGAGCUGAGGGAGAAGAAGGCCCAGGAAGUUGACACGACGAUCCCCAACUAUGAGAUCAUGUACAUGAUCAGAGACUUCCGAGCCAGCCUGGACUACCGACCACUCAGCACUGCUGACCUGAUUGAAGAACACAGGAUAUGCGUGUGUGUGAGGAAACGGCCACUCAACAAAAAAGAGCUGACGGUGAAGGACCUGGAUGUGAUCACCAUCCCCAGUAAGGACGUGGUGAUGGUGCACGAGCCCAAACAGAAGGUGGACCUGACCCGGUACCUGGAGAACCAGACCUUCCGCUUCGACUACGCCUUCGACGACACCACGACUAACGAGAUGGUUUAUAGGUUCACUGCGAGGCCGCUGGUAGAGACCAUCUUCGAGAGGGGAAUGGCCACCUGCUUUGCUUACGGACAGACAGGAAGUGGAAAAACACACACGAUGGGGGGAGAUUUUUCUGGAAAGAACCAGGACUGCUCGAAAGGGAUCUACGCAUUGGCUGCGCGGGAUGUGUUUCUCAUGCUGAAGAAGCCCCACUAUAAGAAGCUGGAUCUGCAGGUGUACGCCACCUUCUUUGAGAUCUACAGCGGGAAGGUGUUCGACCUGCUGAACCGCAAGACCAAGCUGAGGGUGCUGGAGGACGGGAAGCAGCAGGUGCAGGUGGUGGGCCUGCAGGAGCGCGAGGUCAGGUGCACCGAAGACGUCCUCAAACUGAUCGAAGUGGGAAACAGCUGCAGGACGUCCGGCCAGACCUCGGCCAACGCCCACUCGUCCCGCAGCCACGCCGUGUUCCAGAUCAUUCUGCGGAGGAACAGGAAGAUGCACGGGAAGUUCUCGCUCAUCGACCUGGCGGGGAACGAGCGCGGGGCGGACACCUCCAGCGCCGACCGGCAGACCCGCCUGGAGGGCGCCGAGAUCAACAAGAGCCUGCUGGCGCUCAAGGAGUGCAUCCGGGCCCUGGGGCGGAACAAGCCCCACACCCCGUUCAGGGCCAGCAAGCUGACGCAGGUCCUGCGGGACUCCUUCAUCGGGGAGAACUCCAGAACCUGCAUGAUUGCCACUAUCUCUCCUGGCAUGGCGUCAUGUGAGAACACGUUAAACACGCUGCGAUACGCUAACAGAGUUAAAGAGUUUGGGAUAAGUCCUUCGGACAUCCCCUUCUCCCAGAACGCUGGCGGCCGCGCCGAGCUGUCCCCCACCUAUGAGUACGAUGGCUUUGCUACUUCCACACGCAGGGUGAAGGAGCUGACCGUGGACCCCAUCGGGCCCAUCGAGGGGCGCCCCAACAUCCACUCGGUGAACCAGCUGGACGUGCUGGAGGCGCAGUGGGGGGUGGGGAGCUCCCCCCAGAGGGACGACCUCAAGCUGCUCUGUGAACAGAACGAAGAGGAAGUCUCCCCACAGCUCUUCAACUUCCACGAGGCCGUGUCUCAGGUGGUUGAAAUGGAGGAGCAGGUGCAGGAGGACCAUCGAGCUGUCUUCCAGGAGUCACUCCGGUGGCUGGAGGAUGACAAGGUUCUGCUGGAGAUGACGGAGGAGGUGGAUUAUGACGUGGAAACCUACGCCACGCAGCUGGAGCAGGUCCUGGACCAGAAGAUCGAGAUCCUAACCGAGUUCCGAGACAAGGUGAAGUUGUUCCGCUCCAGACUCCAGGAGGAGGAGCAAGCCAGCAAGCAGAUCAACCCCAAGCGACCCCGCCCACUCUGAGCCCCGCCCCCCCCCCCCCACCCCUCCUCCAGGCGCGCGCUGUGCGUGGAGAAGGCGGGGCUACCCGGGUCUGAAAGUUUCAUGAAGGAUUACGUCCAUCGGCCUGUCCGCAAUCGUCUGCGGAGACGUCAAACCUGCACAAUCAAAAUUUGAAAAAAGAAAACUCACAGCAGCGCCCUCCGGUGGUCACACCACUGCAGUGCGGUCUUCGCCGGUCACCUGGGAUCGGACCGAAGAGCCGCCACUUUCCGGUCACGCUGCCCUUUGUCACAAAGUAAAGUGGAGGGAAAUCAAAAUAAAAGGCUUUUGGGGAAAAAAACGACACGCUGGACCUUGGAAACCCCAGUUAUGAAUUCCUGCCUUUUCAAUUGGAAUGAAGGACAAAAAAAAACAAAAAACAUUUUAACCCCACACCUUUUAUUUAUUAUUUUUUUGUUUUAGGUUUUUUUGUUUUGUUUUUAUCUACAUAGUAAAAUAUUUGUAUAGUGAAAGACUGUCGGCUUUCGGCUGAGCGUUAAAGGGUAUGACCGUCCUGACACAUUUGCAUGUAUCGGCUAGCAGCUGAAACCCACUCCAUCACAGCACUGUUAAUAGACACGACUUCUGGGCCAGUGUUCCUCCCUCUCCCUGUCCUCCUCCUCCUCCUCCCCCUCUCCCCUGCCCUGCUCCCCCUCUCCCCUGCCCUGCUCCCCCUCUCCCCUGCCCCGCUUCCGUUCUGUGCCAUACCGCGUACGUGACGCGCCCCCUCCCCCCCCCACCGAGUAUCCGUGGCGACACCGAACCAUUCCUUUUUCCUUUUAUUACCGAAAAAAAAAAAAAAAAAAAAAAGUUUUUUCCAACCUCAUGUGACACUUUAUUUGUAUAAAAAGAAAAGGAAAAAAAUCAGAAGAGAAAAAUACAAAACGAUGCUAAUAACAAAAGUUUAGUGCGUAGAUACUGACUUGCUGUUCGCAGAUGUUCUCCUGGUGUGUGCACCCGAUGUAUUGGCCGAGAGGCUGACAGAAUAAAGCGGGGAUUGUUUGAUUGGAUACGGGCGUCGCCUGCUUUGUGCACGGGUGAGGCGGGGGUGCGGACGGUGCGCGGGACACCGCCCGAAAUGGAGCCGCCCCGUAUGGGGUCGCGCCGUCCCACUGGAGUUCUCAGUAAGGCUGCCCCACCCUUAAACCCUGCUGUCAUUUGGGUGUUUACAGCGACACUGCACCAGGUAUUUACCGCUAAAGUAGUCCUGCACCUGUGUUAUUCCCGGUCCUGUCACCACCAGGUAUUAAUACUCAGUCCAUUGCUUUUGCAUAGCACCUUACUAAGGGCUUUACAGCGAAGCGGGAGGGGACUCUCCUCGCCCUCCAACAGUGCUUAGCCCCCCCCCGGGUGCGGCAUGGCAGCCAUUUUCAGUCAGAACGCUCAUAAGGGGACACUGAGGUCAUUGCCUUUGGUGCAUUUUUAUCUUGCUUUCCCAAGGUGGCGGCAGCCGUGCCAUAGGGGAGCUGCGGGCCUGCGGUAACUCCUCGUUCCGCUGUUGGUGCGGGUGGAGCGGUGGAGGGGCAGACGGAAUUUGGGAAUUUUCAGUACAGAGGAUAAGUGUUGCAAUUUGUCAAUAUUUUUUGGUUUCAAGUUUACGAAGUGUAAUUUGAUGUGUUCAUGCAAAUUAUGUGAUAUAAUUGACCAGGCAUUUAUAUUUUCGAUUAUUUUGUUUCGUUGUUACUCUCACUGAGUUUCUAUGUUCAGUACACAGUUCUGCACUGGCCGCACUGCGUACAACCAACUUAGUUUCCCGCCCCUAGUGGCCACUUAAUGAAUUGCAUCAAUGAAGACCCUGAAUCUUUGGCAAGGCGAAACGCGGUGCACCUCCCAAGAAGUUUUUGUUUUUCUGUACAUUUUAAGAGACCAGAAAUUUGAGCGCUUCACUUUUUUUCAUGUACUUGAUUUUCUCCAUGUACUAAACCUCCUUCCACUCCCUAACAUAAAAUACAAACUUUAUUUUAUUAAAAGUUAAAUUCAGCUGAUGCUUAGAAUGUCAGUGGGACUCCCCGGGUAAUACAAAAUGUUCUCAUAAUGCUACUGGAAUGUUCUGUCAAUGUUAUAACUUCAGUAUUUUGGCAGCUACACUGUGAGAGUGUUGUGUUCAGCUGAGUGGUAUUCGCAGCCAAGCCGCCGAACUGAUUCAAUUGCUUUCAUGGUUUAACUGGUAUGGGAGCGCACGUUUUCAAAUACCUAAGGGGUACAAAUAAAUUAAAAUACAGGAAAGAAA